This is a messenger RNA of Trichoplusia ni (cabbage looper), 1132 nucleotides long. RefSeq names its product molybdopterin synthase catalytic subunit (gene Mocs2B). The transcript has 5 exons. The record is from RefSeq and is a predicted model, not a curated record. Gene Ontology annotation, cellular component: cytosol. Gene Ontology annotation, biological process: Mo-molybdopterin cofactor biosynthetic process. NCBI's taxonomy places the organism in Eukaryota, Metazoa, Arthropoda, Insecta, Lepidoptera, Noctuidae. The coding region runs from base 16 to 930 and encodes 304 amino acids.
AUUUAUUAUCCUUUUAUGUUGUCCAAGGUCGUGAGGCUGGAGUACGAGGCGUACGAGCCGAUGGCGCUCAAGUCCAUGAAGGCGAUCUGCGAGGAGGUCCGCGACAAAUGGGCCGCCAUACACAAUAUAGCGAUAUACCACAGGUUAGGCAUAGUCCCUUGCAGGGAAUCAUCAGUGGUGAUCGCGGUCAGCAGCCCCCACCGCCGAGAUUCCCUCGACGCCGUCUCCUACUGCAUCGAGCGCCUCAAAGCCAGCGUGCCCAUCUGGAAGAAGGAGGUGUACGAGGGCGACGCGCCCGUCUGGAAGGAGAAUGUCGAAUGCACAGUACCAGACUUGCGGCCUAUACCCAUCCCGGAGCCGAACCCCGCUCCCCCGGUGGACAAGACCCUCGUCCAGAUCAACGUGACCAGCGAGGAGUUGCAGCAGAGAAUCCAGAACUUCAUGGAGAGGAAGCGGGAGCAAGUCAACAUCAGCAAUAUACAUGACUUCAUACCGGACGCUGGCAACACUGAUGCGGGAGACACGGAGACUUGUGCUAGAGUUAGGACGCAGUUUGUUAGGAGAAGCGAUUCGAAAGGACAUUUGAAAAUAAGAAAAGUCCACAACGAAUGGGGUCCCCAAACGGUGUCUACAGCUCAUUUUGAACCAGAGACAACGGAAGCAAGUGGCCUACCGUCCUCCAUAGCCGAGCGAGUGGUGGCCAUAGAGAAUUACCUCAACAUUGGCCCCGUGUCCAAAGACAUUUUCAAACGGCUGAAGGAAAUGGAAGAUAAGAUUGCGUAUUUACAAGCUGUGUCGCCGGAGUAUGCUCAGUUUUGGAAAUCUUCAAAAGACAAAGAUGAUAUAAAGCAAGAGAAAUUAGUGGACUACGCUUUCUCAGCGGAUGACAUCGCAAGGAAGAUUGAACAGCUGGAAAAGGGAAUGAUGUGAUCAUGAAAUUUAAUUUGAAGACAUGAUGUUAGACUUUUCCUAAAGUUAUAGCAGUCGUGGAAGAGCGAGACAGCAUACUAAAAUGCAUAGAGCAGCAUCUCUUUUCCACAACUGCAAUAAAAGUACUGUUAAAGGUGGUGAAGCCCUUUAGUGUUAUUGUAUACAAUACUUAUUUAAGUAAUAAAUAUCAGCUUUUAUUGCA